Messenger RNA from Penicillium cosmopolitanum, 2466 nucleotides. RefSeq lists its product as uncharacterized. The transcript has a single exon. The coding region runs from base 1 to 2466 and encodes 821 amino acids. The record is from RefSeq and is a predicted model, not a curated record. Lineage: Eukaryota; Fungi; Ascomycota; Eurotiomycetes; Eurotiales; Aspergillaceae.
AUGCUACCAAAAUCUUUACAAAGCAGUUAUAUUCGCUACAAGAACGACACAAACAGUUUUGCAACCUGGCUAUUUGAGGCCGCCAGCAAAUGCGGCCACCAACCCAGUAACCUUGCCGCCAUCGCCCUUUCGUUGAAUGAGACCGAGAACAAGAAAAAUAACAAAAGAAAGCACAAGAAGAACAGACCGAGUGAAGCCCAUGGGUCCAUUCAGUAUAUCACCACCGUCAGGGAUCUUCAAGUACUCGCUGAAGCUGUCGCCGAGUCGACCCUCCCUGUGCCGAAGCAGGUUAUUUCCAUUGUCAAACGAGCCAUCAAAUUAAGAAAACAGGUCACAAGCUGGUUCUUGGAGCAGGGUGAGUCGGAGAAUAACAAGCGUCACGUCAAAUUCAUCUCUGCGCUGGAAGCGACCUGCGAGACCUUGGAGCGGAAGACAGCAAAGCCUUCCAACCGAGAUGCUCAGCAAUCACAUUCGCCCCCGGAGGUCGAAGCCUGCGAUGCCGACCUUGAGACUUUCAUGAACAAAUUCUCUGUACUCACUGUUGAGGAACCACAAGAUUCCCAGGGGCAGGGACAGUUUGUUUCUUCCGCAACACUGAAGCUCGUCAAGGUGGAGCUCGACGAAAGCGAUGAAGGUGAGGCAGCCGAAGCACACUUGGACCACAUCCUCUUCAAAGCAUUUUGCUUAUUUCAUGAUCUUCACGACAUGCGGACAUUUAUAUCUGAUACUUGGCUGGAAUACUGCGAGAAGAAGAUCGAUCUCAUGAAUGCUGCCGUUGUAACCAACAGUACUCUACAGCUUGCACAAGAUAUGUUGAAGGAGCUGGUACACGAAUGGGACACCUGUGAGACCACGAAUGAUAAGCUGCAAUGGCUUGUCUUUAAGACUGUUGCUAUUGCACAGGGAAGCUCCACGGAUCCGGCCUUUGAAAUCGGUCCAUUAUACAACGAGAAGAUGGCCGAUGUAGCCAACUGGUGCUAUCUACCGACCUUGGCUCUCCUAGAUUCACUUGCGGAAAUUCUUCCACUGAACCACUUGCCGGUCUUCACGAAAGGUUGUCUCAGCACUAACCCCAAAGCAACCGAGGAUAAAAGGUAUGUGGACCAGAAGCGCAGUGAAGACCAGAUCAUCCUUUGCCAACUACUGCCUGAAUUCUGCCUACUAAGUAGGUCCAACAUUCGGAUUCUCGCAAUGGAUGCGAUAUCCGAAGGAUUGACAGAGUUUUGCAAGACCAAAAAGGUUACGCCAUGGCUUUGCUUUGCUACUCAGAUCCUACUUGACGUCCAUCAUACUAUGCGCCAAGCCACACCAGGAGCCUUUGAGGAUCUUCGAAUUUCCGGAUUGCGCAUGUCAAAGUAUAUCAAUGAAUACUGGAAGCUCUCAAACUCACACCCCCAGCCCAAGUUCUGGCCAAAGGAAAUGGAUGAAAAGAUCAGGAGAUUACAACUGAGCAUCGACUACUGGAUUACUCCAGACCCAAUUUAUCUUCUCAAAUGCAGUAGGGAAAUGCUCCCUGGCGAAGGUAUGCCCAAGGAGCGAGUGCUCUUUUCCCAGCAUGCAAUUCUUUGCGGAUUGACUAUGUUCCACCUCAAUAUUCGGAUGCAAGCUCUUGGUAAGUCACUUGUCUCAAGCUGGUACGAUGUUCAACCUAUGGCUUUCCUUUACAACCUUGUCAAACAAGGGCCGUUUCACAAGGACUUGAGCUGGCCCGACAUGGAGGCUUUCAUUAAGAUACACGGUGAAUCACAUAUUUUUAUUGGCUCCCGACCAAAAGAUAGAAAAGACUCUCUGAAGAGACUGCAAAUUGCCUCGGGGAUGUCAUCAGCUACGCAGUUUGCCCGCAAUCGCCGCAAAGAACAAGACUCCCGUCGACCCAAGGGAAAGAAUCCUAAACCUCUUGAACCGAUAACCCCCAUUUCUACUUUGUUCCGCGGUCUUUACAUUCCCUGGAUUGAUGGAGAUUCUGGGAUUAAAAACAUUUACAUGAUCUUGGAUAAGCUUUCCAAGGAGUCCGGUGCCAAAGGUGGCAACAAGGCGCUUCGGAAUUCCAAGGCCCAAAGGGACAGCAUUGACACCAUACAACUGCUGACCCUCAUAAAGAGCAAAUUGAUUGAAGAGGAGCCGAUGAUCCUUUUCAACUACUUUGGCAUGCACAGUCGCUCACUGGAAUUGCUGAGACAGAUCCAGGCGAAGGAACACGACACAUUUGUCUACCACUUUGCAUCGGACUAUAUGCCUAAUCAAUUGAUGCUCCCAUACAUAGUGCUACUGAUUCACAUUAUCGUAAGUAACCAAGACGAAUGUUCAAACGGCCUGAAGCUCUCAUCCCGAUUUCCUGAAUUGCUUUUUGGGAGCCGAAUUAUGAUGAGCUGUGGCAAUAUCAUGCGGGAAUAUCUGCAAAAGAAUGGCGAUGUGGCUUGCAAAGAACUCAAGGCUUUUUGCAAAAAUAAGACGCCAAUUGUGUAA